UCUGAAAGGACGUCUUAGUGGCUGCUCUGACACAGGAGACACAACAUGAUCAUCUUAUUCCUCAUCAUUCAUUUCAACAUCUUUCUGGUGUCAGGUUCCUCUCCUGGUAAAAAGGUCACCCAGACUCCAGCUCACGUUUACAUCAAACCAGGAGAGAAAACAGCCACACUCAACUGUAGACAUGAAAUUUCAGGCUAUUAUGUUAUCCUCUGGUACAAGCAGUCAGACGGACAGAUGACGCUCCUGGGAAAUAUGUAUUACACAGCUCCAACCCUAGAGAAGGAUGUGAACAUGAAGGUGAAGAUCGGAGGGGAUGCAAAUGAAAACAAGACCUGCACAUUAACAAUUGAAGAAGCCGACCUGAACAGCAGUGCAGUGUAUUUCUGUGCUGCUAGUCUCCACAGUGCUGCAUGUCACCACUCAUCAGUACAAAAACCUGCUCUCCACAUUUUAUCAUCUCUGUUGGCUCACAGCCGCCCUCACACCUGUUCCUCUGUUGACAAAGAAGUCACCCAGACUCCAGCUCACGUUUACAUCAAACCAGGAGAGAAAACAGCAACACUCAACUGUAGACAUGAAAUUAAAGACUAUGAUCGAAUCCUCUGGUACAAGCAGUCAGAGGGAGAGAUGAAGUUCCUGGGAUAUGUGUUUAUGAGCGGUCCAAACCCAGAACCAGGCGUGAAGUUCACAGCCCCUUACACCUGUUUCAAAGUCCUCUAA
Messenger RNA from Notolabrus celidotus (New Zealand spotty), 720 nucleotides. RefSeq lists its product as uncharacterized. Lineage: Eukaryota; Metazoa; Chordata; Actinopteri; Labriformes; Labridae. Gene Ontology annotation, cellular component: plasma membrane. The coding region runs from base 46 to 720 and encodes 224 amino acids. The record is from RefSeq and is a predicted model, not a curated record. Gene Ontology annotation, biological process: cell surface receptor signaling pathway. The transcript is spliced from 4 exons.